AUGAAUGAUGUCGAGAUUGAGAGUGUUGGCUCCAUCGAGCGGAACAGAAGCUUGGGCGACAACGAGCUGAAAGCUAAACAUGUGAGCACUUUGGGGUCCGUUAGACUUCGGCAUCCUACAACCAACGAUUUAAUACUUGUGCCAACCCCGUCAAAUGACCCCAAUGAUCCCCUGAAUUGGUCGAGAGGUUUUCGAGUAUACAUUGCCAUCAUAUCCUGUGCCGCAAUAUUCAUGGCGCAGUUUCUGGCCGCUGGUCCCAGCGCUGACAUGGCGGGAAUUGUGCACGAUCUCUUUGGAGUCCUGCCAACCAACCCUGGCUGGUCAGCCGCUUUGGCAAAGGCAUCAUAUCUCUUCAGUGGCACGGCAUUUGUACAAGGCAUGUCCAACCUUUUCUAUAUGCCGCUGAUCAUCAAAUAUGGCCGUCGUCCAGUCUACAUAUUUUCCUUCCUACUUUAUGGCGGGUGUUCACUCUGGGCUGGCCUAGCUACAGACUAUCCAAGUGCCUUGGCUGCCCGGCUUAUCCUUGGAUUUGCCGGGGGGUCUGCUGAAUGCGUUGCCCCGUUGACUAUUGCAGAUACGUUCUUCCUUCAUGAGCGUGGCUUGGUCAUGAGCUUUUAUUCGGCGGCUCUCUCAUGUGGUAUUGCCGGUGGGAUCAUCCUAUCUGGCUUGAUCACUAUACAUCAGAGUUGGCGUGUUAUAUAUUUCCUUGCCUCGGGAAUUAUCUGGCUGUUAGUCCUCGUGGUAUUCUUCACUAUGCCUGAGACAGCCUAUCAAAGAAAUUUGCCGAUGGUUUCUGAUGAUACCGAGCUGGGGACCAAGUCUAGGGACAUCGAAAGUUCUCAUAUAGAGUUCCGAGUCCCUCCAAAGAAGACGUAUAUUGAACAGCUUCGCAUCUUCAACCCCAAGUACACAACAGAGUCACUUUUCACUCUAUUCUGGCGACCAGUUCCUCUCUUGAUAAUUCCAUCCGUUCUUUUUGGGACUCUCAGCAUGUCAGUUUGUAUCGGCUCAUUCGUUGCGAUCAGUUCCAAUUACGCCACAGCCUUCACUGAGUUGUACGGAUUCUCGACCUGGGAGUGCGGCCUUAGCUAUGUCGCAGUUCUAAUUGGAGCUCUCAUUGGGAUUUUUGGAGGUGGCUGGCUGUCAGACAAUAUUGCCGACUUGCUUACCCAACGAAAGUCGGGCGUUCGUGAGCCAGAGAUGCGUCUGCCCACAAUCACAAUAUCACUGAUAUUGGCACCUUUGGCCUUAAUGCUUUACGGAUCGGGCAUUCAGUAUUCAUUGCACUGGAUGGUUCCUAUCCUUGGUCUAGGCUUAUUGGGCUUUGUGAUCACUCAAGUCAGCAACAUUGUUCUCGUUUAUGCAGUCGAUGCGUAUAGACCCAUCGCUGGCGAAGUGAUAGUUUCUCAGCUGAGUUUCAAAGCUGCAUUUGGCUUUCUUUUGUCCUUUUACACAAACCCUUGGAUUGAUUCAACUGGUUAUAUGAACUCAUUUGGAACGCUGGCCGGUAUCUGUGCUGCUGUUUUAAUCAUGUGGAUUCCAUUAUACUUUUGGGGUAUUGAAAUCCGAGCAUGGAUACUGAGAUCAAGAAUAGGCAAAGGAAUUCGAUGGGGUGAGGAUCGAGAAGUUGGAGAGUAA
Messenger RNA from Penicillium cataractarum, 1638 nucleotides. RefSeq lists its product as uncharacterized. Gene Ontology annotation, biological process: transmembrane transport. NCBI's taxonomy places the organism in Eukaryota, Fungi, Ascomycota, Eurotiomycetes, Eurotiales, Aspergillaceae. The record is from RefSeq and is a predicted model, not a curated record. Gene Ontology annotation, molecular function: transmembrane transporter activity. Bases 1 to 1638 code for a protein of 545 amino acids. The transcript has 5 exons.